This is a messenger RNA of Hibiscus syriacus, 380 nucleotides long. RefSeq lists its product as uncharacterized. The record is from RefSeq and is a predicted model, not a curated record. The transcript has a single exon. NCBI's taxonomy places the organism in Eukaryota, Viridiplantae, Streptophyta, Magnoliopsida, Malvales, Malvaceae. Bases 74 to 286 code for a protein of 70 amino acids.
AAUCAUUACAGAUUGGAUUACUAACGCCAAGUGAUCUACAUUGAAGGGUUCUUGUGUUGCUGAGAGGGGGAAGAUGUCGGAUUGGGGGCCGGUUUUCGUGGCGGUGAUGCUGUUCCUACUGCUAACACCGGGGCUGCUCAUUCAGAUUCCUGGAAGAUCGCGUUAUGUAGAGUUUGGCAACUUUCAGACCAGUGGGGUGUCCAUCCUGGUGCAUUCCAUUAUUUAUUUUGCACUCAUGUGUAUCUUCCUCAUUGCUAUUGGUGUGCAUAUGUAUGUUGGUUCGUAGCUCACAAACAAACAAGCACCCAACUCUGUUACAAACUUUAACAGAGAUUUCUUAACUUGUGGGUUUUUAUGUAUUUUAAGUUCAGUUUUUGUCU